Trichobilharzia regenti is the source of this 1089-nucleotide messenger RNA. NCBI's taxonomy places the organism in Eukaryota, Metazoa, Platyhelminthes, Trematoda, Strigeidida, Schistosomatidae. The record is from the annotation of a GenBank genome assembly.
AUGUCAUACAAACAGUUGUUUUAUAAUUCAUCCAGACAAUGCAAAAUUUCUAGUGUUUGCAGUGAUGUGAAGACUGUUGAGAAAACUACUAAACAAUGGUUUUUGUACAAUGAAAGGGCGACUGAUAUUGAACCGGACAAAACAUCUAUCAUCUUAUUUCCAGGCCAGGGGGCACAGUUUGUUGGGAUGGGCAAGGAACUCGUAAAACUACCUAAGAUUAAAGAGAUGUUUCAAUGUGCUAAUGAAAUUCUAAGGACAGAUAUUCUACGCACUUGCUUGGAGGGUCCUGUUUCAAAGUUGUCAAAAACUAUCCAUUGUCAACCGGCAACUUACAUAAUUUCCCUAGCAGCCAUAGCAAAACUGCGGGAAGAAAACGAUGAGUUAGUUAGGAAUUGUGUAGCUACAGCUGGGUUUAGUGUUGGUGAAAUCACAGCACUGGUGUUUUCCGGUGCCCUUACAUAUGAAGAAGGUUUGCAUAUCAUUCGUGUCCGAGCAGAGGCUAUGCAGAAAGCAUGUGAUCAAAAAUCUGGAGCAAUGCUUACGGUGUUUGUGAAUCCAGGAUCUCCAUUCAAACUCGCAAUAGCAGCAGCUAUUAACCAUUGCGAAAUUCAUCAUAAAAUCCUAAACCCGUGUUGCAAAGUUGCUAACUAUCUUUAUCCAGACUGUAAAGUCCUUGCCGGUAAUAGCGAGGCUAUAGAAUACAUUGAAGAACAUGCUGCUCAAUUCGGAAUACGUCGUACAAAACGGUUAGAAGUCAGUGGGGCUUUCCAUACACCUUUAAUGUUCUCUGUCUAUAAAACUAUGGCUAAUUCACUUAACAGAAUGGAGGAUUUCCGUGAACCUAAAAUACCUGUUGUUAGUGUUGUAGACGCUUUGCCUUAUAGAAACGCAAUGAAUAUUAAGCAAAAACUUGCUAUGCAGGUCACUCAUCCCGUACUAUGGGAGCAAACGUUGUAUGCAUUAUACAAUCGUCCACCAGAUGUUUCUUUUCCGCGUACCAUUGAACCUGGUCCUGGUAGACAACUUGGUGCUAUGCUAAGGAUGACUAACCGUGGGGCGUUUUCAAAUUACAUUUCUGUAGAUGUAUAG